UGCAGAGUGUUUCUGCCAUUUCUUUACCAUAAAAGACAUUGCAAAACCACAGACGGCAAUUCAACGAGUUGCUGACAAAAUGAUGGGGAGUUUUACCAUUGAAAUCAGCAGUUCCUCUCUGGCCCAAUUUCACAGUGAAGAUUGCUCAGCUGCACUUGGACAAGUGUCAUUACACAGAAAUUGAGCUGGUUUGGAGAAGAAAGCAUGGUGCGCAUAAUCAGGUGGUUGGAAAAGCACAAGGUCCCCCUUGACAGCUCUGUGCUUGACAUUGGGACUGGGAACGGUGUUUUACUGGUUGAAUUGGCAAAGUCUGGCUACGUGAAUCUCACAGGGAUUGAUUAUUCACCUUCUGCAAUACAGCUUUCAGAAAAAGUAAGAGAGAAAGAAGGGAUGUCUAACAUUAAAUUAAAGGUAGAAGACUUCCUGGCACCCUCAGCUGAGCUGUCAGGCUUUGACAUUUGCAUUGACAAGGGGACUUUUGAUGCCAUAAGCCUCGACCCCAGUGAUGCAGCGGGGAAGCGGAAGCUGUACGUGGGAUCCCUGGGCAGGGUGCUGAAACCAGAGGGCUUCUUCCUCAUCACCUCUUGCAACUGGACCAAGGAGGAGCUGCUGAACGAGUUCAGAGAAGGAUUUGAAAUUCUGGAGGAGCUGCCAACACCCAAGUUUUGCUUUGGAGGAAGAAUUGGAAACAGUGUAACAGCAUUGGUUUUCCAAAGGAAAAAAGGGAGGCCAUCCAUCUUGGACAAAUUAGAUUAGAUGAGAAAAGUCUGAACUUUAAACCUGACAGAAAACCUCAGACACGUGUGUAAAUAAAUGCUUUUUGAGUGCACAGUCAAAUACUAUGUAUGGAGCUCUAAGGGACUAUAAAACAUUGCCUUAGAAACAUUUCAGCUUUGCAUAAUUUGCCCAUAAAUUGUGUCCUUGCUACAACCUCACUUGUUUCAGGGAAGCUGCAAGUUUGUAAGAGAGAGGAAAAUCAGAUGUGCUAAAUACAGAGACCAAUAUAACUGAAUGGUAUUUGUGUUUGAAACAUAAAGAUUAUCUGAUAUUUAAUUUCUGUGCUGGUAAGCAGUGACCUAUAGAAGUAAAGGGAUCCUACAAAGCAAAAGUCUCAUUUCUCUGUUGUGCAGUGGAAUAGGGAACAAGCUUUUGCAGUGUAAGUGCUGGAUCUUUAAUGAACACGAGGGUAGCUGUUAGGGAGGGAAAUGAAUACAAAAUCCACAGCACUUUCAAAAAAGGACCAGUUGGUACUUUAAAUUCAGAUUUUCCAAGGUUCUCAGACUUAGCAUAAUUGUGUCUCCUCUGAAGUAGCUCAGCUCUUUUCCCACAGAGGGAGUGUUUUUAAGUCUCCCUUUCCUGAGUGUGUUCAUGCCUGGUCAGUUCUUUUCCCUGAUCUCAUGAAUACAUAAAGGUGUGAUGUUGCAGCCUCUGGUGUGUGACAUAUGUCUCCUUCAUUAUUAACCUGCUAUAUGGGAAUGUCUUUAGAGCCACAAUGACAAGAAGUUUUCCAGUGAAUUUCUCAGGAUGGAUUUUAAUUGCAUAAGUCCAAAAGAAUUCAAAGCAUAACUUCCAUUCCUUGCUCCUUCUUUUUUUUCAUAUGUAUUUUUUAAACUUCUGUGUGCAUUCCUUUUGCUCAAUUUCAUUGCCUUCAUUUCUUCUGUUUUGUAAUCUCAGAAUAUUGCUGUUGCCUGAAAGGCAGGAAAAUGAGGUUUCUUCAUGCCUCGACAAACACAUUUGCAGGUGACAAUAAACUUGUUCUUUCAAACAUCAGGGAGGCCCUCUUAGGCAAUCAGGUUUUGUUUCACAGGCAAGGUCAUGUUUGCUUAUCAGGGAAUCGCUUCUCCUACUUUCCAUGCUUCUCCUCGUUCCCAGGGCUCAGGAGAUCUUUAAGGGUCAAUAAAUACUUCCAGUCCUUUCCCAGGAUAGGAAUCAAGGCAUUAUUUUGCACAGUGGUGAGUCCUCCCUCUGUGAUCCAUCUGUUGAUGUUUCCAAGGUAGGAAUCUUAUUGCUGCACUUUUUUGCAGAAUGAAAUAUAUUCAGUUGGGAGAAUGAUUUAUCAGCAGUGCUGAAAAAAUUCAGCCCCAAAAUGAUUCUUUGCAUAUUUGGUCAGGCUUGGGUUCUAACCUGAGUGCCAAAACCAAGGGCUUGUUACCAUUUGGGUAACUGUUGUACUCCUGUGCUCUGCCCCUGCCCAGCAGCCAGCUGGAAUGCUAGGAAAUGUAACUGGGAAUCCAAACAGAGGAUUUUUUUUAGCAUAGUAGUACAAAGGAUUCAAAGUACACUACUGAUAACAGCCUCAGUAAAAAGCCUGUGACAUUUUUGGCAUCAGGUAGAGUUACUACAAGGAAAUUUUAAUUUUCAAGGACUCUGGCAGGAUGUGUUUUGGGCAUCUGUUUUAUUCCCAUCUGUAAUUUUUGCUAAUGAAGGCAUGAUGUGUAUUUAAUCAUGGGAUGAAAAUAAAAUCAGGACUGUCAUGGAUUUUCUUUUAA
Molecule: messenger RNA, 2489 nt
Organism: Vidua macroura (Pin-tailed whydah)
Lineage: Eukaryota; Metazoa; Chordata; Aves; Passeriformes; Viduidae
Gene: EEF1AKMT2
Product: EEF1A lysine methyltransferase 2
Exons: 5
Coding region: 205-756 (183 amino acids)
Biological process (GO): peptidyl-lysine monomethylation; peptidyl-lysine dimethylation
Cellular component (GO): cytoplasm
Molecular function (GO): protein-lysine N-methyltransferase activity
Source: RefSeq, a predicted model, not a curated record